Messenger RNA from Larimichthys crocea (large yellow croaker), 2288 nucleotides. RefSeq lists its product as uncharacterized. The record is from RefSeq and is a predicted model, not a curated record. The coding region runs from base 468 to 818 and encodes 116 amino acids. The transcript has 7 exons. Lineage: Eukaryota; Metazoa; Chordata; Actinopteri; Sciaenidae.
UUGCUUGGUUGAUUGCUGAGUUGCUUGGUUGAUUGCUGAGUUGCUUGGUUGCUUGCUUGGUUGCUUGUUGGUGGGGCACUCCUCAGCAAGAUGGCUGCAUUGCUGCGCGCAAUAGUGGCAUCCUGGUGAAAUGACGCAAGCCACAGUUUACGUUCAGUCCUCCAGGCUCUGAGCUCUCCAGUCUCCAUAGCGCAGAUCCCGCCCGACACACAGCCGGAAGACCGACCGGCUAUCCCCCUCCAGUGGACCGAGCGGAACCGGUUCAUCUGAGCAGGAGGAUCUAUUCUUAGUGCUCCACCCUCUUCCUCAUCCCCUCCAUCAUCACCAUCAUCAUCACCAUCCUUGUCGUCGUCUCCAUCAUCUCUCCCCCUCCUGCUCCCCCCACCUGUGGCCUCCUCACCUCGAGCUGUGAUUAACCAGCAGUUCAGGUGAGAGUGCGAUGAGGAGAGGUUUCAGAGUGUGAGGCCAUGGGCUGCACCUCAGCCAAGCAGGUGUCGGCCGUGCCCAACGAUGAGGAGGGACGCGGCAAGGCCUACAGCAACGGAGACCUCUUCACCGAUGAAUACAAGAUGAAGGGAGUGGAGGAGGUGAAGUACAUGAGAGGGGAAGAAAACAGGGUGAACGCACGCAACCAGGAGAACUUGGAGAAGAGUAAUGUGCAGUACAGGGGCAAACCGCAGAAAGAGGUCUCUGCAGCAAACAUCAAAUCUAACAUUCACACGUCAGAGAGCCAGCAGGAAUUUUUCAGGAUGCUGGAUGAGAAGAUUGAGAAGGGGCGAGACUACUGUUCGGAGGGGGAGGAGGAAGAUGGGACAUAGCACAGAGGCCCCCAAGAUUUACCCCCCACAGAGAGCCUCACAGUCUGUGUGUGUGAGUGUGUGUGUGUGUGCGCGCGCUUGUGUGCGAGAAUCGAAUCAGUGUUUUACCAAUGGGGCGUCGCUGUGACGGGACACUGUAUGUGUUGGUGUGAGCAGUUGUGUGUUUUUGAACGUAUGGCAAAGAUAGUAUUUUAAUCAAAAGUGAAAGAGUGGGGGAUACAUGUGAGAAAGAGAGGGAGAUGGAGAGAAUGGGAUAAAGAACACUUUCUUCAGAGACUACAGCCCUACUCUCUUAGCGCCUCACGCCCUUUCAAGGCCCCCCCCGAGCGGACAGAUGGAGGUGGCGGAGCGAUGAAGGGACGGACAGAUGAAAGGAGGGAAAGAUGGAGGAGGACGUGACGACGGAUGGGCACGUCUCUUCACGAAUAGAGGGUGAAACGACCUGCUACACUCGGGGUCAUUUGCUCAAGCAGCUCUUCGUCCCUUCGUCUGUUCCUCGUGAAUAUUUUAACCCCUGUGAUUGGACAAAACUCCCAAGCGAGGACGAAUGUCUUGGUGUUUGUGUGUGUGUGUGUGUGUGGAGGACUGAAAGACACACGAGUGAAGAAGAAACGAGGAGUUUGCAUAACGCCACCAGGAUCCACGUUGAACUUUUUUUGGCUCGUCUGCCUACAGCCAUGCCAGCUUGGGCCACGGGGCUAUGAGGGGCUGAGAGAAUGGGUGAGGAGAAGGUUGAGAAGAAAGAGUGAGAAAAUUUGUGAUAUUUUAAUAAGAGAGUAGGGAGAAAGCCGGUGAUUUAAAAAAAACUCUAAACUCCUCCUGCCUUCUGAAGUCAAGAACCUUUUCUUUUUUUUAUUUUCUUUUUUUAUUCUGUUCCACAGCCACUCGUUCAGUUAUUUUUCCCUUUUUUCUGUUUGUUUUUACUCUUGGCUUCCUUCAUAGUGUAUCGUCAUCAAUCAUCAAUGUCAUUAUCAUCCUCAUCACCGCAGCAGGCAGGCAGACUGAAGCUGCAUUAGUUCAGAGCAUCUGUGUCUCAACCCUAUCCAUCCUCCAUUAUCUACCAUCACACUGCACACACACACACACACACACACACACACACACACACACACGUACAUGCAGUCUUUUAUUGUACAUACCGUAACACACUCUCAUCCCAACGCACCCUCGGCAUGUACAUAUAAACCACACACAGGCAUUAUUCUAUCCCUUUCAUUUCACCAGCAGACUGUCAUGUGCAUCUAUCAGAGGUAUUCUGUAAACCUCUAUUUCUGCUUUGGUUCACCGUUCACACACAACACACACACAUUCAUACAUCUGUCCACUGAAACCGGGUUGAGCUCAAGAGGAGGAUGCGUGGUUGUCAUGUAGACACAGACCUGAUCACAUCUUUUGUUGUCAUCUUUACUGGAUACUUCCUGUUGUAUUAUUUUGAAUACUUUUUUUCUAUUAAAAAUAAAAACAAAGAAG